AUGUAAUUAAACCUUCCAUAUAUUGUAUAAUAUUUUGAAAUUGAUUAUAAUGAAAAAGAAAAUUUUAUUAAAGUUUUAUAAAACAUAAUUGUUAGAUAAUAAAAUUAGGAACAAGUUAUUAGUAGUUACAAUUACUAGCAAUUAUUUUAAAUUUAGCAUUUCUUGAAGGAUUUGGAUUACAUUUAUUAAGAUGAAAAGCAACGAAUAUAUUUUUUGAAAAUGAUAAUAUUUACAUUAGCAGAUUAGUUAGAUCUGAAAAAGUCAUAAUCUCUUAAUCAAUUUUUUAAUCAAACAAUUUGA
Paramecium sonneborni is the source of this 300-nucleotide messenger RNA. The record is from the annotation of a GenBank genome assembly. NCBI's taxonomy places the organism in Eukaryota, Ciliophora, Oligohymenophorea, Peniculida, Parameciidae.